AUGGCCAGAAAGUUCUUCGUCGGAGGCAACUGGAAAUGCAACGGAACUGCUGAGGAGGUGAAGAAGAUUGUCAACACUCUUAACGAAGCUCAAGUUCCUUCCCAGGAUGUUGUUGAGGUUGUGGUUAGCCCUCCAUAUGUUUUUCUUCCUCUGGUUAAGAGCACAUUGAGGUCUGACUUCCAUGUUGCGGCACAAAACUGCUGGGUUAAGAAAGGAGGUGCCUUCACUGGUGAAGUCAGUGCCGAGAUGCUUGUUAACUUGGACAUCCCAUGGGUUAUCCUUGGUCACUCUGAGAGGAGGGCACUGCUCAAUGAAUCAAACGAGUUUGUCGGAGACAAGGUUGCCUAUGCACUUGCUCAAGGUUUGAGCGUGAUUGCUUGUGUUGGUGAGACUCUUGAGCAGCGGGAGGCUGGGUCCACCAUGGAUGUUGUGGCUGCCCAGACUAAAGCUAUUGCUGAUCGAGUGUCGAACUGGUCAAAAGUUGUUAUAGCCUAUGAACCAGUGUGGGCCAUUGGAACCGGAAAGGUCGCUAGCCCAGCCCAAGCUCAGGAAGUACAUGAUGAGCUCAGGAAAUGGCUUGCAAAGAAUGUGAGUGCUGAUGUCGCUGCUACAACCCGCAUCAUCUACGGAGGUAGAUCCGUCAAUGGUGGUAACUGCAAGGAGCUAGGUGGUCAGGCAGAUGUUGAUGGUUUCUUGGUCGGUGGUGCUUCUCUAAAGCCUGAGUUUAUCGAUAUCAUCAAGGCUGCUGAGGUGAAGAAGAGCGCCUAA
Molecule: messenger RNA, 768 nt
Organism: Eruca vesicaria subsp. sativa (arugula)
Lineage: Eukaryota; Viridiplantae; Streptophyta; Magnoliopsida; Brassicales; Brassicaceae
Source: the annotation of a GenBank genome assembly